GAAACUUUUUCACCCUCCUUAACAAUUUAGACGAUUGAUAAAAGGUGAAAACAGUGAAGCACCCCUUAUUUUCCCAGAGUGUAUUAUUUACGUAUAUAUGAAUACCUAAAGCUCUCAGAGUUGCCGGAACACGGUGGAAAUAUAUAACGUGUUCGAAGUGUUUUUCUCCUCUUUCUUCUAUUGCGUUCUAAAAAUCUGCUUUGUGAGUGUUGUUUUCCUUUUCUCUGCUCGGUGUGCAGGCUCUAUUGCCUCCUGUACGAUUCGCAGCAACAGCCCAAAACCGUUUUGGGCUUUUUUUAAGGACACAUCCUGCCCCUGCCCUCCCUCCCCCCACACACGCCAAAAAAUGCCACCCGUUUCCAACGGAGGUUCAGACGGAUCUGACCCUUCCAGAGUUGAGCACGCUUUGCCGUGUGAUGCCGAGGAGUUGCAUGAUCGCACCCACCGGUUUCUGUCUACCGUGGGGCCUUCGCUCGACUCCAUUGAGGCGUUGCUCGAGUCGUGGCGCCGCUUUCGUGCUGUUUCGGCGACGACGAACGGGCUGCCCGAGAAGAGCGCCUUUCGCACCGUGCAGAUCGACCCCUUCUCCAUCCGGCAGCCGCCACCCACCGUUGCAGAGGCAGAGAUCACGCAGUACAUCAAGAAGCUCUCCAAGAAAGACCUCAAGGCAUUGCACGACGAGUACGAACUAACGUGCUCGGAAGACUUUGAGUACGUACGCGUCGGCGAGGACGACGCAGAAAAUGCCUCGCAGGCGGCGGCGCGCAUCGUGCACUUUCCAAGCGAGGUCGCCGAUGCCAACACCGACGAGGAAGGCGACCCGACUAAGCACCCCCUUCCCCCCAGCGUGUCCCCCAUUACGCGGGCGAGGGCGCUCUUUGAGAGCGAGGCGACCUCAGUGGAGCCGCUUCACAUAAAGCCGGACGGCCGCAUGACAGAGGUUCGUUCCUCUGCCCCCCCAAUCGCGUCCUCAGAGCUGCCGCCUGCUUUUUCGUUAGAGCAGAUGUCCCCUUCCGCCGUGGCGGACUACGAGCGCAAGAGAAGUACAUCGUCCGACUCUUCCUAUUCCGGCCCGCGAGCACGGUCACCGACCACGGCGGACACAACUGCAACGGAGAACUACACGGUGGAGAUUGAGUACGAGCCGAAUCACUUUAUCCCGUCCGCUGCCCAGCGCGCGUUGCGUGACGGCGUCGGCAGGGGCAUCAUGAUUACCCCCGCCCCUCAUCGCGCGCCAAAGACGGACACGCCAUCGCAGGCAACAAAAGACAGUAAAAUGGCGCCAGUACUUCAGACGGACAGCGACGCAGAGGCGGAUGUCCAGUCUUUUACCACCUUCUCUCGCAUCGUGCUCGCCAAUGAAGGCCGUCGCUUGACGUCCCAACGCGCUAAGGCGGAAGCAUGGGUGGGUGCGGAGUCCUCGCCGCCUGCACGAGCAGUGGCAUACCAAGAGAAUCACCGUAUGGAAGGCGAAGUGGAUGCUGGUGCGACGCCACCACGGGCCGCUCGAUCAGCAAUACCUGCGGCGGCGGCGGCUCCCGCUGCUCCUGCCAGGACGGUGGCCGUCAAGGUGAUGAAAAGCACCAUCCCCGUCAGCACCCGCGACGUGUUUGUGCGAAGGCGUGUGCACGACAUCCUCUUGGCCAAUCGCGUUCGCGCCGAAGAUGCCGCCGUGCUGGGGGCUGCCUUCUUUGAGAAGCUGGAUGAUGCGUGGAACAGCGCCGCAAACCAGACGACUCCGGUGUUACAGAAACUUGACGAGCUGCUGCGCGAGUCGAGCGCGCUGCUGCACAUGCUCGAAGUGAUGGACCACCAGGUCUACCGGGAGCGUGUGAUGGACCCGGCGCAGUAUCUGUGCGUCCCCCGCUACAGUGCCGCCUGCGCUGCCCCGGACUGUAACGCCCCCUUCUCGACCACCGUCACACGCGUCAUGUGCGGCCGCUGUGGGCAGUUCUUCUGUCCUACAUGCUGUGGUGAGCGUGGAUUGGGCCCAGACGUGGUGUGCGAAGGCCAGCGAUACUCCCUCGGAUGGGAGCCGCUCUGCCGGUUGUGCUUCCAAAUGUGCAGAGACAGUCAGCAGAAGCUGUUGGAAGAGCGCAACCAGUACCUGCGCAUCGCAGCUGUCUCGUCCUACCAUGAUGCGGAGGGCGGUGACAGCGAGGAGGACGCGGCUCGUCGCGCUUCUGCGGACGGCUUGACGCUUAAGCAGGCCGUGUUGUUUGGUGCCUAUUGCGACGAGCAGAAGUGCCUCAGUGAUGGGCUACCGCCUUUUUACGUCAUGGACCGCACGGCAAACGAGGCCGUGGUGUUCUGGGAUGUUCUGAGGUAUCAGUUUGCCAAGACGCAGGGAUCGCUUCGCAGGGGAUGGCAAAAUGCGGGCAGCUUUGCCACACAUGCGGUGAAAAACGCGGCGCAGAUGGUGUCAAGGGGCCGAGGCACCUUAAAGACAAGCUGA
Leptomonas pyrrhocoris is the source of this 2455-nucleotide messenger RNA. RefSeq lists its product as hypothetical. Bases 347 to 2455 code for a protein of 702 amino acids. The record is from RefSeq and is a predicted model, not a curated record. The transcript has a single exon. Lineage: Eukaryota; Euglenozoa; Kinetoplastea; Trypanosomatida; Trypanosomatidae.